AUGGCGACUGCAAAUUCUCUGGAACGGGAUGGGGUGGUACGAGAUGAUACAACGGGAGAGGUAUUUAUCCCUGCCUCAAGACGACCAGAUGGAACCUGGAGAAAACCUCGGAAAGUCAAAGAAGGUUAUGUCCCUCAGGAAGAAAUGCCUGUGUAUGAGAAUAAAGGUGUGCAGUGGAUGAAGAGUAAACCAAGCCUGCCCCCUGGGAUGUAUGUGGAUGACACCAAACCAGAUACUUCAUCCAUGUCAAAAGCUGCCAAGAAAAAUGCCAAGAGGAAAGAAAAGAAGAGACAGCAGCGAGAAGCUGAAGGGGUUGAUCAGGUCUCUCAGUCUGUGGCUAAAAUAAGCUUUGAGGAACAGAUGAACAAAGUGGUAGACACCAAUAAAACUGCCGGUGAUCCUAAGGCAGAGGCCAUGAAGAAAGUUAAAAAUCUGAAGAAAAAACUGCGACAAAUAGAGGACUUAGAAGCAAAAGUAGACUCUGGUGAGUUAAAGCCUGCUCCAGAGCAAGUUGAAAAGAUCAGCAAAAAGAAAGCAAUACAGGCAGAAAUUGAUGACUUAGAACUUAAGUUUGGGGAUUGAAAGUGCAGAGGAUAAAGGUGAUCAUUUAUUAGGAUUUGAUUUGAAUAAAACUGAGCAGGUGAAUUAUCAAAUUAUCUUAUUCAUGACAUUGGGUUUAUAACAUGUUAUACAGACCAGGUCAUAAGGAAGGAGUGCUAACUCAUGACAUUGGGUUUAUAAGAUGUUAUACAGACCAGGUCAUAAGG
This is a messenger RNA of Liolophura sinensis, 767 nucleotides long. Its product is annotated as partner of Y14 and mago-like. The record is from RefSeq and is a predicted model, not a curated record. Gene Ontology annotation, biological process: exon-exon junction complex disassembly. Lineage: Eukaryota; Metazoa; Mollusca; Polyplacophora; Chitonida; Chitonidae. The transcript is spliced from 3 exons. Bases 1 to 582 code for a protein of 193 amino acids. Gene Ontology annotation, cellular component: cytoplasm; exon-exon junction complex. Gene Ontology annotation, molecular function: RNA binding.